This is a messenger RNA of Cladocopium goreaui, 1051 nucleotides long. NCBI's taxonomy places the organism in Eukaryota, Dinophyceae, Suessiales, Symbiodiniaceae. The record is from the annotation of a GenBank genome assembly.
CAGUUGGGCCCCCAGUUGGAACUUGAAGUGAGACCGCGAGCACAAGCCGAUGUCAGCCCUGCGCUUGCUCGCCCGGCGCCAGCCGCGAUUGGCAGGAGGAUGGAGCACCUGCGGAUCGUGUGGCUUUCGUUCAAAGGCGACCAUGGCAGCCCAGGAAGCGGCUGAAAGCAAGUGGUCCUACGUGGCUUUCGCCAAGGCCUAUCCGUCGGCGAACAAUUUGAUCAUCGCGACGGUGAAGACAUCUGCUGCAGAUCUCGUAGCGCAGUGUGUGAUUGAGCGCAAAUCCAUCACUGAAGUCGAUUGGAAGCGAAAUUUGGUCUUCUGCCUCUUUGGCGCCGCCUAUUUGGGCGCUUUCCAGUACUGGUACCAGGUGAAUGUUUUCAAGCGCAUGUUCACGGGUGUAGAGAAGUUUACCACACAGCCCUGGGCUGCGAAGUUACGGGAUGGCCCCGGACUCAUGGCCCUUGGUGCUCAAACUGCCCUAGACCUUGGCAUGUUGACCUGCGUCUACCUGCCCACCUUCUACGUCUUCAAGGCUAGCGUCUUCAGCAACACCUGGGACGCCAGCGCUUGGGUCAGCAAUGGGAUUGGAAACUACACAAAGAACUGGAACAAGGACGUCUACGACGUCUUCCGUGUCUGGGGCCCAGCCGACCUGGUCUGCUUCUCCGUGCCCCUCUGGCUGCGACUGCCUGUGCGGCAUAUUGUGUCCUUUGUCUGGACAGCGUACCUCUCUUUUGCCCGUGGCGCCAACAAGUGAGCAGAUGCUGCAGCUAGUUCUCAAGGUUGGAUGUGGGCCUUUCCAACUGGUGAUUGUACCAUCAGAUUCAUCAGGGAUUUGGGAAUCCAACCGACUCAGUGUUUUCCCGGGUCACUGACCCUUGAUAUUUUCCCUGUUUUCCCCGGAUGUUUUCCGCUCGACACUGCUGGCAACGUUUCAGCAAGGGCAAGGUUUAGCGGAGCAGAUAUUCAUGAAGAUCCCAGAUUUUGGUGGAGGUGGAGGUUGUGUCUUUCAAACAUUUUCAAUCGUUUGUUUUGAUCCUCUAUUGCU